CUAGACAAUUGAAUAAAUAGCAUGUGAAGGAGGAGAAAAACAGAAAAGACUUCUCCAGUUAACCACUUUAAUCAAGCAGAAAAACAGAAGUCGAAAAAGAAAGCUUGUUUAAUUUUUUUUUCUUUUUGGUGGAAAUCAGAAAUAUGGCUGAGGCGGUAGUUUCAAUGGUAAUUGAAGGGCUCAAAGGCGGUCUCAUUGAGGAGGUGAAGUUCUUGAGCGGAGUUGGCGAUCAAAUUAAGCAUGCACAAAUUGAGCUACUUUUGAUGCAGGGCUUCCUGAAAGAUGCAGAUACAAGACAAGAAGACAAUGAAGUACGCAUUUGGGUUCAAAUUAUAAGAGAUGCUGCUUAUGAUUUGGAGGAUGUCAUUGAAUCUUUUGCUUUGAAAGUGGCUCUCAGAAGGGGAGGAAGCGUGAAGCUUGUUCUGAAAAGGUUUGCUUGCAUCUUUAACGAAGUCUAUAAUCGUCACAAGUUCGGUUCAGAAAUUGAGAGCAUUACCACCAAACUUUCCAAAUUGAGGUUGAGUUUGCAAGGUUAUGACAUCAAGCAAAUAAGGGGCACACAAUAUGGAGGUGCCACUUCUUUUGAGAGGCAAAAGGAACAAAGGGAAACUUAUCCUCAUGUUAUUGAACGUGAUGUUGUCGGGUUAGAGAAGGACAUAGAGAUACUAGUCACGCAAUUGGUGAAAGAAGAAAAAGGCCCCAAACUUGUAUCUAUUUGGGGGAUGGGCGGUUCAGGAAAGACCACUCUUGCAAAACAAGUUUAUGGUCACAAUGAAGAUGUUAAGCGUCACUUCGAUUGUUUUGCUUGGGUGUGUGUGUCACAACAAUGUCAAGGAAAAGAGGUUUUGGAAGAUAUUUUGGUCCAGCUUACUCGCGACACCAAAGAUAAAACUAAAGAAAUGAAUAAGAAUCAAAUGGUAGAGAAGCUUUGUAGCAUCCAAAAAGAAAAGAAAUGUUUGGUGGUUCUUGAUGACGUUUGGACUCGUGAUGCGUGGAACUCUUUGAAAAAUGGAUUUCCAAUCGGUGCGGAAACAAAGAGUCGUAUAUUACUCACCACUCGGAAGAAGGACGUUGCUGAAAUUGCUGGAGAAAAUGGUUUCGUUCAUGUAUCUCAUGCGCUAGAUGAUGAGGGAUGCUUGGAACUGUUUAAGAAGAUAGCAAUCUUUGGGAGAGAUCAAACAAACUCUAAAAUUGAUGCUGAGAAGGAAGAACUAGGAAAGAAGAUGCUCAAACAUUGUGCACGUCUGCCAUUAGCCAUUACUGUGCUUGCGGGACUUCUAGCUAGAAAGGUCACAAUUGAUGAGUGGAAUGCAGUAUACGAGAACGUUGAUGUGUAUAUACGGAGAGGAACUAAUCUUGACACAGAGUACAAAGGCGAUCAAGAAUAUGCUGGUGCAUUAAGGGUGUUGGCAUUGAGUUAUGACGACUUACCAUAUUGUCUAAAACUAUGUUUUCUAUACUUAGGUCACUUUCCGGAGGAUUAUGAGAUACCGGUCAAAAGAUUGGCUCAGUUAUGGAUAGCAGAAGGUUUUAUAUCUUCGGGUUCCCAACGACAUGGUUCAGCGGAGGUAUUGGAAGAUGUAGCAUAUGCUUGCUUAAUUGAGUUGGUGGAAAGAUGUAUGGUUCAAGUUGGAAUACUUGGUUCAACUAAGAGGAUCAAAACAUGUCAUCUUCAUGAUCUUAUGCGAGACUUGUGCUUGGUAAAGGCAGAAGAGGAGAACUUUCUUCACGUUGUAAAUUUUACCAGUACGAUAACCAAGACAGCGACAAUUCCUAAAGGUCGAAGACUUGGUGUACAUGUGGAAACAGAAUUUGUUGAUAAAUUUGCUCCCACAAGAAAUGACCACCUUAGGUCUUUGUUAUUCUUUGUCGACCCAGAAUAUAGAUUCUCCAACUGGAAGAAAAAAUUCUUGCGGUCAGUAGUAUGCAACUUCAAAUUGCUCAGGGUUCUAAAGCUUGAAGGCAUACUGAGUUAUGUAGAGUUGCCGAGUAAUAUUGGGAAUCUAGUCCACUUAAGGUUUUUAAGUCUAAGGGAAAGUCAUGUAAGACGGUUGCCAUCAUCUUUAGGUAAUUUGGUAUGUUUGCAAACUCUAGACUUACGCUUGUAUGUUGGGUGGGGGGUGAAAGUACCAAAUGUGAUUUGGAAGAUGAAAGAAUUGAGACAUUUAUAUUUACCCGUUUCGGGGUACAGAGGGAAGUUGAAGUUGGCUACUCUUGGGAAUUUGCAGAGUUUAGUCAAUGUUGCAGGUGCUGAUUGUGAUUUGACUCAUCUUGCUGAAUUGACCAAUCUCAGAAAAAUGUUCAUACAAGGUGAGGUGAAAAAUAUGGAGGAAAUGUUGAAAUCUACUGGCAUCACAUUUAACCAUCUUCGAUCUCUAUCUCUUUUCGUGGGGUCUGAAGUUAUACCAAUGAAAAUGGUAUUGAGUUGUCCUCAUAUAUACAAACUUGAGUUGGAAGGGAGAAUGAGAGAUGAAUCAUUGGAAGGUCUCCAGUACUAUCAGAACCUCACUAAGAUGUCGAUGAGUUGGACUAAACUACAGUUGGAGAGUCUCAAAAUACUUGAGAAGAUCCCAAACUUAAGAAUGCUUUGGCUUAAUGCUGGUAGUUUGGACAAGAAUGUUUCAUCAGAAGUAGUUGUCUCAGAAGAAGGUUAUCCUAAUCUUGAAUUUCUUUCACUUGGUGGGAUGGAAGAAUUAAAGAGUUGGAGCAUAGAGAAAGGAGGCAUGCCUAAUCUCUGCAGAUUGUCUAUUAUAGAAUGCUUGGAAUUGAGGGCAGUUCCUGAGGGGCUUCAGCAUGUUAGUACCCUCAAGGAACUAACAAUCAUAGGCAUGCGACGGGAAUUCUGUAGUAGGGCUGGGGAAGGAGAGGAUUUCUACAAAAUUAAACAUGUGCCUUCUGUUACAAUAAUGUGAGAAGUGGAUAACUGGUAAGCAUGCUACUUAUAUUAAUUGUGUUUUGUGUUGUGCGGCUAUUUUAUCUCAGUUUCUCAUGGGUAAAUCAUAAUGUGGAGUGGGGCAGAGGUGGCGGAUGCUGCUGCUGGGAAGGGGAAGGCAAGGCCAAUCUCGCAAAAUCAGGUGAAAAUUCUCUUCUUAAUGACUUAAUAAUUGAAGGCAGCUAGCGCAUCGAUGUGGUAAGUAUCAUAUGCACAGGACAGCAAUAUGACUGCUUAAUUUUGUUUUAUACUAGUUAGAUCGUGGUAAGGCAAG
This is a messenger RNA of Malus domestica (apple), 3206 nucleotides long. The record is from RefSeq and is a predicted model, not a curated record. Lineage: Eukaryota; Viridiplantae; Streptophyta; Magnoliopsida; Rosales; Rosaceae.